AUGACAUCCAAAAUUCUUCCCCAGUGGGCAUCCAAGCCUUGUGCCAUGGGAAUCGAUGAAGCUGGAAGAGGUCCUGUUUUAGGGCCUAUGGUUUACGGUUGCUUAUACUGUGCUCAGUCCUAUAUGAAAACCCUAGCCACAUUGAGUUUUGCAGAUUCUAAGACACUAAAGGAAGAGAAAAGGGAAGAGUUGUUUGAAACUUUAAAGACUAAUGAUUCUAUUGGAUGGGCUGUUGAUGUCAUUGAUCCCCGGGAACUUUCCGCCAAAAUGCUUAAAAAGAAUAAGAUAAACUUGAACGAGAUUUCCCAUGACUCUGCCAUGGGCCUCAUUGAUAGGGUACUAAAAAUGGGAGUGCUUCUAUCUGAGGUGUAUAUAGAUACAGUUGGAGAUCCAGGGAAAUAUGAAAUGAAGCUAUCUAAAAGUUUUCCAUCCAUCAAAUUUGUGGUUGCAAAGAAGGCUGAUAGCCUUUACCCUGUUGUUAGUGGUGCAAGCAUAGUUGCAAAGGUCACAAGGGACCGUGCUUUAAGAGAAUGGGUACUUGAUGAGACUGCUGAAAACAUGCAGAGGAACUUUGGCUCUGGAUAUCCUGGAGACCCUCAAACCAAGGCUUGGCUAGAGAAUCACAAACAUCAUGUCUUUGGAUUUCCAACAUUGGUUCGAUUUAGUUGGGGAACCUGCAAUUCUUAUUUUAAAGAUAUUGCAGAAGUGUUCUGGGAGUCUGACAAUUUGGAUGAAGAUGGUGGUGGUAGAAACAAUAAUAAUGGCAAGCGACAAUUGAAAUUAAGCAAUGUGGGUUUUACCACAUCCAAGAUAAGAAGUGAAGAAAUAGAAUCAAGUGGUAAAGGACGCAGUAGGUUUUUUCAGGCUCGGAAACUAGAGCACCUCACUAAUUUCUAA
Messenger RNA from Sphenostylis stenocarpa, 897 nucleotides. Lineage: Eukaryota; Viridiplantae; Streptophyta; Magnoliopsida; Fabales; Fabaceae. The record is from the annotation of a GenBank genome assembly.